CAGCUAGCCUAAGUAAAUAGGCCAAGACAACCAAUACGCAAGAUGGCGCCAAAUCCAUUGGAGAGUAAGACAUCGGAGGUUAGCGGAGAAGCAGAGCAACCUGCCCCAGCCGAGAAUGGAGCAAGCGGAUUCAGUGACGAUGACGUAGAUACGGAAAUUGAAGUCACACCGGAAGAGAAUUCCGAGAAAAAGCCUCGUAAAAAGAAGAAGAAACCAGAUGAAAAUAAAAAAGAAGAAAAGAAAGAAAAACAGGAAACACCUGAAGAAAGGGAGGAACGCAAGAAGCGAAAGAAAGAGAGAAAAUUGGCGAGAGAAGCAAAAAAGAAAGAAGUUGAAGACGUUGAUCCACCACCGUAUUCUCCGCCACUUGAUGACGACAAAGAGGCGGCAAAGAAACCCAAACAAGGGAAGAAACAAAAGCUGAAAUCACAGUUCAGCGAUUUGAUGGACGCCCCUCUGCGAUUCGCUUUUGGUAUUCUUGUUUGCGUCAUACUGCCUUUCAGCAUUUACGCUUGUGAUGUCAUACUCAGCGUGAACGUCAUAGAUAGAGAAAGCUAUAAAGGCGCGAUCAUCUCUCCUAUAAACAAUAUGUCUCAGCUACCGAUGCCUGAACUCCUUGUCGGCCAGAAGUAUCAUAUUCAGCACACAAUAUUCAUGUCGAUACAAAUCAAUUCAAAGCCGAAAACCAGAUAUACCAGGGCAGUCGGAGACGAACCAAACAUUGUUGAUGCCGCGGUAGAUCCUUCAGUGACUCCAGCCACAUCUGUGAGCACGGAAUCAACCACAACAACAACCAAAAAAGCUGUUGCACCACCUUCAACUACAUCAGAAAAGACUCCUCUAGAUGUUACGUCAUCAAUGACGUCAUCCACAACAACUACGACCGCAAAAUCUACCACUACAACAACGUUGAAGCCAGUACUGGUUGCUAAUUCAACGAUUCUUUCAACCAACGAUACGAUUCUUGCUACACAGGAGCCCCAGAACACAACGAUUCGGAGGAAACCAGCAAAGUUUAUUCCUCGCCCAGGCUUCCGUUUCACUACUUUGAAAACAACAACAACCGAGAAAGCCAACGCAACACCAAUCGACCCAGAUAUUUGGAAGAGACAAGAUGGCGAAUUCUGCAAAGGACUUUACUAUUUCUAUGAUCUGCACAUGUCGUAUGCGCAUGAAUAUGGGUCGGACUGGUUUGAAGAUGAGUCUUACUCCGCAUAUCAAAAAGAGCAGACACUCUUCUUUAUGUUUACAAUCAUCGGUUUCAUCUCGCUUCUGAUUGGUUUAGGACUCCGUUGUGACGUUUUUCUGUCUGACGAAUGGAGUUCAUUCAUUUUAGUGAACUUGUUCCUGUACUCCAUUUCAAUGGCGGUCACAGUCGCUGUUUUUGCGCAAGAGUCAUCAGAAGGUGGUUUGAGGUGUGCAACAUGCCGUUUCACCACUUACUGUUCGGAUAUCGACCCCUGGAAUUAUCACACCCACUGGCCCGCUGAGCCAGACACAAUACAGUGGUCUAUGGUGGCGCUGAUAAGUUUCAUUUUUAAACUGAUCGAUUGUUACGCAAUCGGUAUCGUGACCUUGAAAUUCAUCCUUGACCUUGCCAACGACCUCUGGUGGAUCACGUGCUUGAAAUUAUUCGGUUGGUUGAUCAUGUUCCCUCUGCUUAUUUUCACCCCGAUGCUCGGAGUCACUCGCUAUCUCGCUUUACCGGGCGUUUCACCCAACGACGAUGCAGCUAUGCUUGCUGUGGAGAUCUUGUUCUACAUCGGUGUCGCAUUCUGGGCUUUAUGUCUUCUCGCUCUACCUUUCUUCUGUAAGAUGAGAAUGUGUUCCGGAUCAGAUGAAGAUGAGGCCCAGGAAGAGGAAGAUGAAUACGAUUACUAAAUAUGUAUGACGUCAACAAUUGAUGACGUCAUCUCACACGAAUGUUGACUACGAUAUAAGAAAAGUGCCUGAAGACUUAAGCUGUUUAAAAUUAUAAUUUUUGUAUAAUGUAUGCUGAUGUCAUGUGAGAAGUGUUGUCAUUUAACAGUUCACUGAAUGACGUCACGGAAAUGAUGACGUCGCGGAACAAGUGAUGUCAUUUCCAAAGUUAGUAUGACGUCGCAAAACUAAGUUUCAAUAUCACGAUGACGUCAUUUCCACAGCUACUUGCUGUCACAAAACUAAUUUUGCCAAAAAUGUUAUAGAGGUUGUAUAUUAGUUAUCGUUUUAUCAAGUGUCACUAAAUAUUUGUGACGUUAGUUUGGUGACGUCAUCAAAAUGUCGUCAAUGUACAAACUUUUUUGUGCUUUUCUGAUGUUGGAUUACUGAGCAUUAUAUGAUUGAUUGUAAAGUCUUAUAUUUAUUGUUUAAUUUGCCAAUUUUUCGCACCAUUUAAAUAUAGGAAUGCAGUGUCCUGCUUGAGUGUAUUACAAUUUUCGUGACUGAAUAUCACGGAGACAAAAGAAAUAAUUGUCAUACCUUAAAGAACUGAACAAACAAAAAGGAUUAUCCAAAUUUCUGUAUUUCAUAGUUGAUGUAAAUCUUUCAAAUUUCCAUAUGGGCAAUUUUUAGGCCUACCAUACGUCUCGGUUUAGCCGGGACAGUCUCGGUUUUAGCAAGUUUAUCCGCCGUCCCGGAGAUAUACUCAAAUGUCGCGGUUUUGCAAUAUGCGAGUCAUGAAUAAUUUUUCUAUUUGAUAGCAUUACGAAUUCUUUUUUUAUCCGAGGCAACUGAUUGGCAACUCACUUCACUAGUUCAGAUAGAGAGAAAAAUUGUUACGUCAUGGUUAUGAUAUGAAGUAUGAACCAUGCGUUAAUUUACCAACCAACUGUACUGUCGUGGUCAUCAAAAUGCCGGAAACAAAAUGUUUUCUAAUUAGUUGAAAGAUUUUUAUUGUUUGAAGCAAAGACAAAUAGAGUAUAUUUUAAUAGAUUUUACAGCCAAUUUCGAUGUCCGUACUCUACCCACAAUGAUAUGGAAAGCGUUUAAACUAUUACUAAGCCCCUGGAAUUGAACUUCAGAAUCUAUGUAAUUAAACUCAUAUCGUUUUCCCAGUUGAGCAUGUUUCGCAGUAUUUUAACUAAUUUCUUGCUGUUUGGCUAUUUAUUAUUACAGUAAAUGUGAGUGAAUGUAUAAACUUUUCGCCUUAUAGUAAAUAAAAGCGUUAGAUGAA
Styela clava is the source of this 3154-nucleotide messenger RNA. RefSeq lists its product as uncharacterized. NCBI's taxonomy places the organism in Eukaryota, Metazoa, Chordata, Ascidiacea, Stolidobranchia, Styelidae. The record is from RefSeq and is a predicted model, not a curated record.